Symbiodinium sp. CCMP2592 is the source of this 1155-nucleotide messenger RNA. The record is from the annotation of a GenBank genome assembly. Lineage: Eukaryota; Dinophyceae; Suessiales; Symbiodiniaceae.
AUGACCAUAGAGCGGAAGCGUGCCGUGAAGCAGUUGGUCAAGAGCCUGCCACAAGGACCGAUCGCUGUGGAUUCUGAUGAUGAGCCAAACCCUUCGCCUCCUGUGAAGCCUGCUGCAUUGCCUGCUACUUCCGCGGCAAAUCCGGAUGCCGUGGAAACACAGGCUUUCGAGGUGAACACUCAGUUGUUGCAGGAUGCUUUGUCUGUUUUGGAUCAGCCUGUGCCAUCGCCCCCGGCCAAGACCUUUGCUGAGGAAAGGACUUUGGUCCUGAGUCCUCAGGACACGAAGUCGCCGGUUGCAGUCCCUGCGCCGCCAGCCGAGACAGAGACCCCGAGUCCCAGAGGUGUUGUUGUGGCUGAUAUCACACCGGUGAAGUCGUAUCCCAGUCGUGACGAUCAGCUUCGAGUUAAGAGCACCAAUGAGGAGGUGAAGAAGGCCGAGAAGGAGGCAAAAGCGGCAGCGAAGGCUGCUGCAAAGCAGGGUGCGAGGGGCCGUGGGGGCCGUGGCAGAGGCCGCGGCGGCCGCGGCAUGCGGAAGUCCACUCCGGAUGAGGGUGCCAAUGACGACCAGUCUGAGGCAGAAGCCGGAGACGAGGAUGGUGAGGCUUCUGAGCCUGCCGAGCCGAAGAAGAAAGGUGGGCGACCCAAGAAGCAUCAGCCAGAGUCUUCGGAGACCGAGCCGAAGAAGAAAGGUGGGCCACCCAAGAAGGAUCAGCCAGAGUCUUCGGAGACCGAGCCGAAGAAGAAAGGUGGGCGAUGCAAGAAGGAUCAGCCAGAGUGUUCGGAGACCAAGCCGAAGAAGAAAGGUGGGCGACCCAAGAAGGAUCUCCAGGAGUGUCCGGAGACCGAGACGGCGGAGCACAAGAGCAAGAGAGCCAAAACCGCGCACGCAGCAGCUGCUGAUGCCGAUGCUCCUGGGUGCAGGGUUCGUGGGAAGAGAUCCGCAGACCAGGCUUUGCAGCCGAAGCCCAAGCGGGCACCAGCGCAGACCCUCAGUGGCUUUGUGUGGCCUAACACCUUUGCUCGCCGCUAUCGGCCCCAGUCGGAGAGCUACACCCAGAAGCUUUGGAGGGAUGUGUUCUUGCAUUCCGGAAUAUCCUGCCCCACCUUCCUGGGGGCAAGCAAUCGGCGGCUCAGGCCGGGUUCUGUUGGUUAA